Aplysia californica (California sea hare) is the source of this 1195-nucleotide messenger RNA. Its product is annotated as ganglioside GM2 activator. Lineage: Eukaryota; Metazoa; Mollusca; Gastropoda; Aplysiida; Aplysiidae. Bases 209 to 991 code for a protein of 260 amino acids. Gene Ontology annotation, biological process: ganglioside catabolic process; lipid transport. Gene Ontology annotation, molecular function: lipid carrier activity; enzyme activator activity. Gene Ontology annotation, cellular component: cytoplasmic side of plasma membrane. The record is from RefSeq and is a predicted model, not a curated record. The transcript is spliced from 5 exons.
GAAAGAUAUCUGGCAACCUUUAUGGUUCCGUGGCCGUUAUCUUUCACAACUGUGAAUGAAACGACUUCCUACAUUCUCUGUUUAAUCAGUGUCUGCUGCGAGUGCAUUCUUGUACUUUUAGAGGGACUGGAACUUCUUGGUUUAUUUCAGUACAGACAUUGAAAACAGGGUCUUCAGUUCUUCCCUUUCGUAGCAGCCAAAAGUCAAAAUGUAUCGGAUUGUCUCGCAGUCUAUUCUUUUUGUUCUUCUGGUGUGUUGUGCCGAAGGAUUCCGUUUCCCAACAUUUGGGAAGAAGAAUUCAAGAUUUCAGGUACCAUCAUCGCUCUCGCGGCUCAGCCAGUACAACUUGAAGUUCAAUCCUGAAAAUGUCCUGGAUAAGUUGUCUGCAGUUCAAAACAUGAAAAUUGACGACGAACUGAAGAGCAUGUCCCCUUUCCUUUUGAGAGGAGAGCCAGUUUUUGCAAAGCAGGAGCCCAAAUUGUUUGGGAUGUUUAAUUCAGCCAAGCCGGUAUCGGGAAAACUAGGAGCUUUCCACUGGGAAUCCUGUGGGCCUGCCGACCAAACCAUCAACAUCCGCAACCUCACCCUUGGACCUUCACCCCUGUACCUGCCCGGAAAUCUCAAAGUUGGUUUUGACGUGGAAUUUCGCAAGUCCAUCUCUGAAUCAAACAAACUGCAAGGAAAAUUGCAGUUGCAGCUGCAGACCGGAGGGUCAUGGCUCAAUAUACCGUGCAUCGGCAACAUAGGCUCAUGUUCCUACUCCGACCUGUGCAGUCUGUCGCAGCUGAUUCCUGCAUGUCCCCCAGAAUUUGUGGCUGCGAACAUCCCGUGCAAGUGUCCCUUCAACAAGGGUGAGUACAAGCUCCCGGAGAUGUCUGUGGAGAUCGACGCCUCCAUCUUCCUCCCCGGCACCUACAGGGCUCAGGUCACUCUCUCGGACUUGUCCGACGGUCAGCUCGGAUGCUACAAGCUCUCUUUCACCAUCGGCUAGAUAUUUUCGCUCACACUCAGGUUUGGGAGAGGGAAAGUUCGCCAAGGGGAGCUCAUGGCAGUACAAGUGGGAAAGCUUAGCUUACUUUCCUUUCUUCAUAUUGUUAAGAAAUUGUGUUAAAGAUUUUUUUUACUCACAUUUGACACGCAAGUUAUUAGCCUAAAUUUCUAGAUUCUUAAUUAUUAAAAUUUUAUAAAAAUGAAA